Messenger RNA from Zootermopsis nevadensis, 1927 nucleotides. Its product is annotated as CWF19-like protein 1. The record is from RefSeq and is a predicted model, not a curated record. Gene Ontology annotation, biological process: mRNA splicing, via spliceosome. Lineage: Eukaryota; Metazoa; Arthropoda; Insecta; Blattodea; Termopsidae. Gene Ontology annotation, cellular component: post-mRNA release spliceosomal complex. Gene Ontology annotation, molecular function: RNA lariat debranching enzyme activator activity.
GUUUCCUUCGACUGGAAAUAUCGUCAAAUCGAAAGAAACUAUGAGAAUGUUUGAAACUCAAAAUAAUAUUAUUCACUACGAAUACCUCAUUUUCACUGGUGCAUACGAGAAACUUCGCAAACAGAACACGGCUGCGUGAGAUGUGACGUUAUUACUUACACUUCCAAGCCAAUCAAAUGCAAACAUAGCAGGUGACAUCUGAUUAGAGUAAAGAAUUUUGUAAUGCAGAUUAUGCAAUGAAUAAACCGAAAAUUUUGAUAUGUGGUGAUGUGGAAGGGAAAUUCAAAACACUUUUCUCAAGAGUAGAUAAUAUUAACAAGGGGCAUGGUCCAUUUGACCUGCUGUUUUGUGUGGGCAAGUUUUUUGGUGCCACAGAUGAAGGUUUGGAACCCUAUAGAAAUGGGUCUUUGACAGUUCCAAUUCCAACGUACAUCUUGGGUCCAAGCAGCCCUGAACAGGUGGCCCUGUAUUCAGAUAUCAGUGGCUAUGAAGUCUGUCCAAAUGUCAGCUAUCUUGGUAAACGAGGAUUAUUCACUACGACUUCCGGAUUGAAAUUGGUGUAUGUGAGUGGAAUUGAAGCAGAAUCUGAUGAACCAUUGCACCACACUUUUACAAAUAAUGAUAUUGAGUCUUUAAAAAACAUAUGUCUUCGUGGACAAACUAAUUUUCGAGGGGUUGAUAUCUUGAUCACAUCAUCUUGGCCGAAGAAUAUCAUGCUUGGUGAUAAGAGUGAUCAUGUACAGAUUGAACCAAAUGGAUCAUGGCUUGUGUCAUGGCUGGCUGCUCAUUUGAAACCUCGUUACCAUUUCUGUGGUAUGGAAGGAAUUUAUUUUGAAAGAGCUCCAUACAGGAACCACAGUUUCUCUGGGGACACUCUAGAACAUGCAACACGGUUUAUUGGCUUGGCCAAAGUAGGCAACAGCCUGAAGCAAAAGUGGCUGUAUGCUUUCAGCCUGUUACCAGUAGAUGAGAUGAAAGCUUCACAUCUGUAUCAGGAAACCACAGACCAGACAGACUGUCCAUACACUGGUGGUAUGCUCAAGCCCAUUCUCUCCAAGAAACAGGCAAGAUCAUCCCAGUUCUUUUAUGAUUUGGACUCUCCUACUGAUGAAGGUAACCAAAGAAAGAAAGCAAGAAAGGAUGAUAAAUGGAAGGAUAGAAGGAAACCACCAAUAUUUGAUCAAGAAUCAUGUUGGUUUUGUCUCGCAAGUGCUGCAGUCGAGAAACACCUUGUCAUUAGCAUUGGAAAUGAGUCAUACUUGGCAUUGGCGAAAGGUGGGAUGGUACCUGACCAUGUGCUCAUCCUACCAGUGGGUCAUCACCAGUCCCUAUCCUCCAUACCUGAGGCAGUUGAAGAAGAAAUAGAAAAAUUCAAGUUUGCUCUGAAGAAGUUUUUCAAAAAGCAACAGAAAGUUCCUGUUUUCUUUGAGAGAAACUACAAGACUUCACACUUGCAGAUACAGACUGUUCCCAUCCCACGUGAUAUGGCCACCAGGCUGAAAGAUGUGUUUCAGGAAAGUGCAGAACAAGAUGGUAUACAGUUGGAUGAACUGCCCCCUCACACAAAACUCUCGCAAAUAGCACCUCCCAGAACCCCAUACUUCUAUGUAGAGUUACCUUCAGGAGACAAGCUGUACCACAGAAUCACAAACAGCUUCCCACUACAGUUUGGAAGAGAAGUGCUGGCAAGUGAGGAGCUUCUGGACAAGGUAGACAGAGCAGACUGGCGGGACUGCAAGGCAACAAGGGAAGAAGAAACUGAGCUGGCUAAGGAGUUUCGAAGUGCAUUUCAGCCUUUUGAUUUCACAUUGUAAAUUAAGCAAAAUGUCAACAGAUUUAAUGACAUUUGUAAGUACAUUACAUAUGUCAUACAUAAAAAUAUACCACUGUUCAGAAUAAAUACAGAGAGUGUGAAUUUAUUUCAUUA